GAGAUGCUGAGCUUUGGGGGCCAGGCCCAUGGAGGGGUGGGAGUGAAGGGGGCUGCCACAGCUGUCAGGUCAUAAAUCAGCUGACCCCUUGGCUCAGGGCAGGAUGUCUGCAACUGUGGCUUCCACAGCAGCAGGUCCAAGCGGAGCUGACAACUGCACGGAUCUACUAGUGCCUGGAAUCCCCUCCUUGACCAAGGCCUGGGGAUUGUGGGCCCUCUUAGGGGCUGUGACGCUGCUGCUUCUCAUCUCACUGGCUGCGCACUUGUUCCAAUGGACGUGUGGCCGGAGCAGGAGCCGUCCGAGACAGGGAUGCUCCGGAGAGUCUGUGGAAGAGGUCCCUCUGUAUGGGAACCUGCAUUAUCUGCAGACAGGACGGCUGUCUCAAGAACCAGGGCCAGACCAACAGGAUCCAACACCUGGAGGCCCUGCCAGGGCUGCAGAGGAAGUGAUGUGCUAUACCAGCCUGCAGCUGCGGCCUCCUCAGGGCCGGAUCCCCAGUCCUGGAAGCCCCAUCAAGUACUCGGAGGUGGUGCUGGACUCUGAGCCAAAGCCCCAGGCCUCGGGUCCCGAGCCGGAGCUCUACGCCUCAGUGUGUGCCCAGACCCGCAGAGCCCGGGCUUCCUUUCCAGACCAGGCCUAUGCCAACAGCCAGCCCGCACCCAGCUGAGAGAGGGCCUGGCACAGUGGGGCAUACAUCUCCCCCCCCUCCUCUAUUUCAGGGGUUACUGUUACCCUGUCUGGGGCAUGACUGUUUCCCAACCACCCCCUAAAGACAGGCAGCUGUUGCUCAGUCACAGGAGUUACACUCCCUGAACUUCCUAUCUGAGCUGUGAGGGAGGCAUCUCAGAGGAAUGGCAGCCCCCAGAUUCUUGAGGAUGGAGGAAGCAAAGGCAGUGUCUCCCUCUCCACCUCUUUUUUCUCUAUCUAUUCCUCUCAACCCCAAACUCCCAGGUUCUCACUCCUUCUUCCAGAGUUUAACCAGAUCCUCCCCACUCCAGCUGCCUCUCAGUCUACCCCUGACAUCUCAGUGUCUCCUCAGAAAUAGGAAGUAGGCAGUGGGGGAGGGGGUAAGAGUCUGAGAGGACACGGAUGGCUACCCUCCUCAGGAGCCCACAGGCUGGAGGGGUCCUGGAACCCAGUGACCUGAGAAAGCCAAGCCUGGUCUCUGACUCGAGAACCCUGGCAGAAUACCUGCUAUCUUUGUUAUGUC
Molecule: messenger RNA, 1210 nt
Organism: Hippopotamus amphibius kiboko
Lineage: Eukaryota; Metazoa; Chordata; Mammalia; Artiodactyla; Hippopotamidae
Gene: SIT1
Product: signaling threshold regulating transmembrane adaptor 1
Exons: 5
Coding region: 104-667 (187 amino acids)
Biological process (GO): T cell homeostasis; regulation of T cell activation; signal transduction
Cellular component (GO): plasma membrane
Molecular function (GO): kinase binding
Source: RefSeq, a predicted model, not a curated record